Molecule: messenger RNA, 933 nt
Organism: Hirundo rustica (Barn swallow)
Lineage: Eukaryota; Metazoa; Chordata; Aves; Passeriformes; Hirundinidae
Product: nuclear pore glycoprotein p62-like
Exons: 4
Coding region: 1-933 (310 amino acids)
Source: RefSeq, a predicted model, not a curated record
AUGAACCAGUUUCAGCUUCGGGCGGCCGCGCCCGGCGGCGCCUUCAGCCUGGGCGCGCCCCGAGCCGCCACCACCACCGCGCCGCGGCGGCUUCUCCUUCUCCGCGCCCCGCCUCCCACCUCGGGCGGGCUUCAGCUUCGGCGGCGCGGCGCCGGCGGCGGGCGGCGGCCAGCCCGCCCGGGCUCUUCUCCUUCAGCAGUGCCGGGCGCGGCCGCGCCAGCCUCCGGCUUCAGCUUCGGCUCCGGCUCGGCCGCCGCCCGCCCCCCGCCGCCCGGCGGCCGCCGCUUCCCGCUGGGGGCCAACACACCAAAAGUGAACUUUGGAGCCAGCACUGCCACUGCAACUCCUGGAAUCACGGGGAGCUUUUCUUUUGGUACCCCUGCGGCAACUAGCACUCCCUCGAGUCAGGCAGCAGCCCCGUCUGGCUUUGCCUUUGGCUCUGCUGGCACCAGCAGCACCAGCACGGCCCCGGCUGGGACAACAGGAGGCUUCACCUUCUCCAGUGGCACCACGACUCAGGCGGGAGCAGCCGGGUUCGGCGUCGGCACCGCGGCUCCGCAGGCAACGUCCGCAGGGCUGACCUUUGGCACGGCCCCUGCGGCUGCUGCCACCACCAGCACGGCCACCCUGGGAGCUGCCGCCCCGUCAGCAGCGCCCUUCAGCCUUGGGGGGCAGCCCACAGGUGUAACCUUUGGGCAGCUGCCCUUCAACAGCAGCCGCCAGUACAAGCACGGCAACGCUGACCACAAGUACCAGCCAGGCGCCCACCCUGUCCUUUGGAACCAAGCUUGGAGCCACAUCCACAGCUGCCAGCACAGCCUCCACCAGCAGCAGCACCUCAGUGCUGGGCUCCCACGGGGCCCUCGUUGUUUGCAUCUGUGGCAACUUCUCAGCCCCAGCCUCCUCCAGCAGCACAGGGCCUCUCACGUGUAG